Nyctereutes procyonoides (raccoon dog) is the source of this 6929-nucleotide messenger RNA. RefSeq names its product LIM homeobox 6 (gene LHX6). The coding region runs from base 3974 to 4753 and encodes 259 amino acids. Lineage: Eukaryota; Metazoa; Chordata; Mammalia; Carnivora; Canidae. The record is from RefSeq and is a predicted model, not a curated record. Gene Ontology annotation, cellular component: nucleus. The transcript is spliced from 7 exons. Gene Ontology annotation, biological process: neuron differentiation; regulation of transcription by RNA polymerase II; forebrain neuron development. Gene Ontology annotation, molecular function: DNA-binding transcription factor activity, RNA polymerase II-specific; RNA polymerase II transcription regulatory region sequence-specific DNA binding.
UCCAAGGAGCGGGGCGUUUUAACCUCAUAAUUGCUGGUUCUGUUUUUUCUGGAUUCUUCUCCUAAGAGUUUGCCUAGAAAGAAAGGAACAGAGGGAAUAGGAGGGGCUCCACCACCAAUCCACCUUGUUGGCUUCUUAGAAUUUCUCUAAUGCAGUCAAGUGAGUGUCUUGGACGCAAAAUAUGUGAAUUUGAGUUUGAGUUUCUGCACUGGCUCUCCAGCUUCCUAACUAACAUUGGCCUUUCCAUUUGUAGCUUCGAUUAAGCUUCUGGUAUGGUAAUAAGGGGGAACGGAGAGGUAGUGAAACUCCAAAAGGCUCUUUCGUUGAGGUUCAUUCCUCCAACAAAUAAUGAACACCAACUGGGUAUCCAGAGGAAGUAGGCCAGGAGAGUGAGCUCGACCUGGUGGAGCACGCACAGCUCCCUCCGCACAACCACUAGUACCCAGAUGUCUCUAUUCCCUACUGGGGAAGAGAGGGCAAGGAGAUGCAUGGUGGCCACCCCGCUCCUUUCAGCUGCUGCCAGGAUGCGUGGCAUAUGACGGAUACCUCUCCAAGCCCAAAGCCUGUCGGUUUUUUUGCGCCUUUACCCCACGGUGCACACCAGGACCCAGGGAGGGACGUGCACAAGGCUGGGGGUGGAAGGGCAGUAACCGCGCCCCUAAUCCCUUUGGCGCUCCCUCCGCAGCUCCCGAACACCCCAUUCUUGAAGUUUCGUUGUCUCGCGCCUAUUUCGCUGCUUCCGGAAUCCGGCGGCUCGGGCCUCGAAGCCCGCCUGGGAAGGAGUCUAUCGGUUUGUCAGAGAGCCUCGAUCGUAAGCCUCCUCAUGCUCCCUUGUUUGGGUCACUGACCCCUGCCCUGGGUGGGGGAUACAUUUCUGAAGCGGCCGGCAAACCUAUCCAAAACUGCGUAAUGACCCCCUCACCCUCAUCCCAGGAUCCAUCACAAAGGUGAUUUCGUUGACUGGGCCGAACUGCGGGGAGCGCGGGGAGAUCCUGGGUCUGGGAACAGCUCUUGUCAUUUGGGGUGCCACGUGGAGGGAGAGCAAGUCGGUGAGAGAUCACUCGCGGGUCCGCUUGGCAGCAAGGCGCGCACGAUGCACUGUGUAGGCGCAGAAGGCGCCGGGGCGUCCCGGACUCGUGCAGUGGGAAGAUCAGGGCCGUGAGGGGUCUUGGACUCAUCUCCGGUGAAAGACGAGGAAUCCGGCACAGCUAAGCGUGAGGAUCAGGGGUGGUGUACUCUGGCGCGGAACACGGGCGGCGCUCGGCGCCCAGAGCACAGGUUGGAGACGCAGCCGCUCAUCCCGCCUCUGAAGGCCGGGACCUUCCCUUCCCCGCUCUCCCCUCUCCCUGGGAGCACUCCUCGCCUUCCUGAGUCUGCUGGGCCUCAGGCCCUAUGCGUGGGACUUUGCAAGGACCCGUGGCUGGGAGCAGGGACACCACGGGGGCAGAUCGGGCCGGUUACCAGUUAAUACACCUGGGAUCCAGCUCUUAUCAACUCUCGUCCUGCGGCUUCCGCAGGUUCUAGGUUCCUUUCGCACCUCAGAAGGGACCUCGACCCCAAGCCCCACGCUCUUUGUGGUCUUGGGCAAGUCACUUGUCCACUGCGAACCUCCCAUUCCACGGCUGCAAAAUGGGUGCCGGAGUCUCCAUCUCACGGGGUUGCGCGGAGCCGAGGGUGUGCAGUGAAGACGCUGCGCCCCGGGAGCUGGCGCGCCCUACCUGCUCCGCGCUCGGCUGCCGCUCCCUCCCUCCGAGUCCGCGUACGACCGGCCGGGCCGCGGCACUCCGGGGCUGCUCCUCCGCGAGAGUGGGCAAGACUGGGCUGGGCGAUCCCCUUUACUGAGCGAUAGGGAAAGAGACCACGGGCUUCGCUAGGCUGUCCCCUCGGGAAGCCGAGUUUCCGAGGUCCGGAACCGCCUGAGCGUAGGGGGCGGUGGACCAGCAGAGGCGCGCAGCGCGGCCUCCCUGAACAACCCGCGCCGCCAGCGACUGGCUUCCCUUGCGCUCCUGGUCAGAGGCAGGGGCGUUGGCGUUCGUCUGGAGCCGGGCGGCCGGGCCUCCGCGCUCCCGCACUCGGCUCAACCCAAGGGGGUUUAUUCAGUUGACACUUGGUUGCCUUUGCCAAAGCAGGCGAGGCUGUAACCAGAGCGCGUUUGCUAGGCUGGUCUUUGCACACACUCACAGGCAUUUCCGAGCCCUCCUCUGGGUGGAAGUGUGCGGGCCGGUGGAUUGCAGAGGCACAUCUUCUUGGUCCGCUCCCAGGAACGCAAUGGAACACAGCGGGUGGGAGGGAGAGCCAAAGAAUCCGAUGGCCGGACGGUCACUGCCAGCCUGGUGCAGGGACUGAGGGACUCUGCAGGGAGGGGUGUGUGUGUGUGUGUGUGUGUGUGUGUGUGUGUGUGUGUGUGUGUGAAGAGCACACAGUCUGUGCAAAGGCCUGGGCUGGGAAGGUGCUUCAGAGGGGGGCAUAGAGAUCUGGCACUGACCUUAGAUAUUAGCUGCCUGGGACUCCUGCUUGCGAGUGGGAUGGGGAAAGUUAGGGAGGAGAUGAGUCUAAGAGAUUGUGGUUUGCUGGGUAUUGUAAACGCCAAGGAUCUUGGACCAGAUCCUGAGGGUAGAGUGGAAUCAGCAAAGGAUUUUAAGCAGGGCAGGACCAGAUUCACCACGAAUGCUGGAAACUGCUGGGGCCACUGUGUGGAGGAAUGGUUGGUGGCUGGGGUGGCACUGGAAACAGGGAGAGCAGGGCAUAUACUGGCCUAGGAGAACAGCAAGUGGCACUAGACAGGGGAGGAUUCCCAAAGAUACUUAGGGAAAAGAACCAAAUGCCAGAUGACUGGUUAGAUGUGGGGUGGAGAGGAAGGAGCGCAUGAUUUAGGUUUCUAAGCUUGAGGGGCUGGAUGAGUGGCGGCAUCAUUCCCUGAAAUAGAGUGUGCACAGACUGAGGGUUGGGACAGGGUCAUGGGAUGAGUAAUCUACUUAAAGAACAAAAUUUCCCUGGUGCUCAGAGGUCAGGCUUUGCCUUGACUUCUGCAACAGGGUUAACCAAACUCAGCUGCUUCCUGGAGGGGUUCCCAAUUUGCUAGUGGAGGCAUCCACACCCAAAUAGCCACACUGUAAGUGGGGAGAGAGAUGGGGGAAAAGGCCCAACAAGGAAGGCUUAUGGGGGAGGGGACAUUUCAUCCGGGUCUUUUGUUUAUUUGUCUUUGUAACAUUUACUGCUAGAAUGUCCUGGGGCUCUGGAGUUGAGAGUCUGGGACUGCCUGGUACUUAAUAGAUUGAAAAGUACUAAGCAGUAGUCAUUGCUGUUGUCACGGAGCUCAGCUCAUGGCAGGGAAAGUGAGAACUCUGAGGGGUUAAACAAUUUGCCCAAGGGCACAGAGCCAGCAAAUGCAUAUCCGUCUAUGCUUCCAAGAAACUCUGAGCAUGUCUACAGCUGGGGUACAGUUUGUUCAUCUUUUUUUUAAAAGAUUUUAUUUAUUUAUUUAUGGAAGAGAGAGAGAGAGAGAGAGAGAGAGAGAGAGAGAGAGAGAGGCAGAGACACAGGCAGAGGGAGAAGCAGGCUCCAUGCAGGAAGCCUGACAUGGGAUUUGAUACCCGGUCUCCAGGAUCAGGCCCUGGGCUGGAGGCAGUGCUAAACCACUGAGCCACCCGGACUGCCACCCAUCUUGGGUUUCUAUCCUUGCAAGCUAUGUGACCUUGUGCAGGUUACUUUAACUCUCUGGUCCCCAUUUUCCUCAUCUGCAAAAUGAAGAUUAAUUGAGAUAAUCAGAAUAAAACACUUAGAGUCUUUCUGGGCAUGUGGUAAGUACUCAAAAACUUGCAUGUUAUUGUAUUAUUAUAUUUUCCCAGCACUUAAGAUACAUUUUCAUGAACAGAUUCAUUACAUACAAAUAUAAGGGAUCAUUGUAGAAAAUUUGGAAAACUCAGAAAAGCGCCAAGAAGAAAAUAAAAACCACCCACUAGCUCAGCUUCAGAUGAGCUGGUGCCUGCAGAGGUGUGGAGUAUGGGGUGGAUCCAGGCAAAGAGAACUGUAUGGCCGAUUUGGGACCAAGUGUGCACGGUGCGGUCGACAGAUCUAUGCCAGCGAUUGGGUGCGGCGGGCACGCGGCAAUGCCUAUCAUCUGGCCUGCUUCGCUUGCUUUUCAUGCAAGCGCCAGCUGUCCACGGGCGAGGAGUUUGGCCUGGUGGAGGAGAAGGUGCUGUGCCGCAUCCACUACGACACCAUGAUCGAGAACCUCAAGAGAGCUGCUGAGAACGGGAACGGCCUCACGCUGGAGGGGGCAGUGCCCUCGGAACAGGACAGUCAGCCCAAACCGGCCAAGCGCGCGCGGACGUCCUUCACCGCAGAGCAGUUGCAGGUGAUGCAGGCGCAGUUCGCGCAGGACAACAACCCGGACGCACAGACGCUGCAGAAGCUCGCGGACAUGACGGGCCUCAGCCGGAGGGUCAUCCAGGUGUGGUUCCAAAACUGCCGGGCGCGUCAUAAAAAGCACACACCGCAGCAUCCCGUGCCGCCCUCCGGGGCGCCGCCGUCCCGCCUCCCUUCCGCCCUGCCCGAGGACAUCCACUACUCUCCGUUCAGCAGCCCCGAGCGGGCGCGCAUGGUCACCCUGCACGGCUACAUUGAGAGUCAGGUACAGUGCGGACAGGUGCACUGCCGGCUGCCUUACACCGCACCCCCCGUCCACCUCAAAGCCGACAUGGAUGGGCCACUCUCCAACCGGGGUGAGAAGGUCAUCCUUUUUCAGUACUAAUGCUGUCUGUCCACGGGCACCCCACCACUGCCCCACAGCCGCCGAAAGCUGGUGUCCAAGCCACUGCCAGGGAUCCACCCGCGCCACAUCCGCCCCUCACCCGCUGUCCUGAUCGCCUCUGGCUGGACCCCUGGGCCUGGCCUUCCCUUCUCCUGCUGAGAACCAGAACCUGCCAAGGCACCACGGAGUCCUCCUCUCAGAAGGCAGAGCUCCCUGAAAUUUGGAAUCAGGGUGAAAAACAACGGCCUGUUUUUCCAUUUAGACAGGAGUCAUCUUCAACUUAAGCUGAUUACAAUAGCAAAAGGCCAAAGGCCAAAUUGAAUCAUGCAGCGCCAACAGCCUUCUAAUUUACAGGUUUUCUUUCUUCCCAUCCUGGCCUUUAUUUACUUCUUCCUUGCAACCAUCUCUGAAUUCCGAAUAGCCGACAACCCCCAAUGUUAUCCACUCUGUUGCUUUUGUCUGGAAAACUCUACAGUGUUUGUGGGAUGUCCCCAAAGGAAAGCUAUGUUCUAAUUUUAUCAUUUCCAUCUGUCUGGUUAUGUCAAGUUAAUUCAGAGAGAGAAGAGACACUGACCAACCCUGAGAGGCCCAACAGGGCAGAGAUGGAGGCCGGUCCAGACCAAGAGGCAGGGGGAUAGGCAGGGGCUGGGAGGGGGGUGGCCAGGACUCCCACUGGAGAACGACGUAGCAUGUUGGGUGUGGGAGGCACUAACUAUUUUAAGGAUAGAGAAGAGAAAACUCGGGGCAUAUAUGGGGAGACUCUGUUCCUACCUAGUUAUCUGGCAUCCAUACAGGACAGCUGGCAGAAAUGUUAUUUGAUAUGUAUGAGGGCAUUUCUGAAUGCUUGUGCGGGUUAGAGUCAGGGGCCCUUGUUGGCUACUUGUUGACUCCUGAUGGGGGCACUUGGGCUUCCUUGGAGGGAGGGGCCCUUCAUGGGGGGAGCUGGGGAAAUGGAGCCCGGGGACAUGGUGGUAAGAAUGCUAAUUCUGGACCCAUUUCUGAGUAGAGAGAAGGUGCUUGCUGCCUAGGUGAACCUGCUGAGCCCAGAAUUGCAGGGGGCACUGGUGGGCUUCCCCAGUACCCCUGUGCAGAGCCAGCCCCUUCCCCCACUCGGAAAUGUGGAGGCCAGACACAGCUGUGCUCACGACCACCCUAUUCUGCUGCAACUCUUCCACCCCAAACAAAAGGGCUUGGGCUGCACAAGACCAUGAUUUAUGUUUUCAGGAGACGCCCAUUUGUCCCAAGCUUAUCCUGUAAUUUCAGAAUUACUUAGUGUCCUGAUGCAUUACCUAUUAGAGGCUGCUAGUAAGCAUGUUCUAGCCCAAGUCCUCCCUCCUGCUUUGGUUAACCCGAUACAUUGCUUUUGGAAGGAGACUCUAGGACCGGGAAAGCAUGUUCAUGGCACAUACGUAUCUGCUGUCCCUGCUUUUGCCCAUGGUGGACACCGCUGAUUGAUUGCAUCACUCUCAGAGUCUGGAUAAGGUUUCGGAAUCCAAAUGCCUCAAGUUGGCCCUUAAAACGAAUACCUACAUGCCUUUCUUGCUCUGGGACCUGGAGGAGGGUAAGGCACAGGUGUAGCCUGAGAAGGGAACUUGCUUCCUUUCCCUUCCAAAGACAGUUCCAUGGAACUCAGAGCCAAGCGAAGGUAGCACCGGAAUGCAGUCAGCACAGCCCUGUUCAUCCCCUGAAUAGUUGAUACCUGGCACUGCACAGGAUGCUGAUGUUAGCAAGAGAAGCUUGGGCCUGAUCCCUGGUGAGUGGGGAGCUCUCGUGUUUCCUUUGAUUUUUGCUCCUGGUGAUAGAAGCCCUGAGCACAGCCAUGUGGUAAGUGGCCAGCCAAGCCCUGCCCAGGGUCACCUAGUUCCCACUCUGCCUUGAGCCUCCCGCCUGGAGGUCUGUUCCUUGCGUGGAUCAUGUGGUUGUAGCAUGUUGCCAUUCAGACAUGUCUCCACUAGCCUGUUAGAGCAGCCUGGGAACGCACAGGCCACCAAGACUAUUUAUUUAAAUAUAAAACAGAGGGAGAAACACACACACAUGGAAAAAAAAUUGUAAGCACUUUUUUGGUAAAACCAAUGUCUGUUUUGUUACAUACCUUUCAUGUUGUGCUUUGUAAAUGUCCUAUUUGUGUAAUAAAUAAAGUUAAUGCAAGUAGAAGUGCUGGCACUUAAAUCCAGAA